AUGAACAGCUUGGCCUCAAACCAGCCAGCCCGAUUCAGUGAUGAUCCAGAAGUGAUUGAAGAAAGAAAACUAAUCGAUUAUUCGAAGAAAGUAACAAUUGAAGAUGCGAAAAAUGGAAAAGUAACCCGUCCAGUUCGUGUUUAUGCAGAUGGUAUCUAUGACAUGUUUCAUCAUGGACAUGCCAAACAAUUCUUGCAAAUCAAGCAGGCAUUCCCAAACGUUUAUUUAAUUGUUGGAGUAAAUUCUGAUGAAGAAACAUUGAAAUACAAAGGACGAACUGUGCAAUCGGAGGAUGAGAGAUAUGAAGCAAUUCGUCAUUGUAGAUAUGUGGAUGAAGUGUGCAGAGCAUCUCCAUGGACAUUUCCUAUUCAAUAUCUGAAGGAUUUAAAGGUCGAUUUCAUUUCUCACGACGCUCUCCCAUACCAAGGACCUCAAGGAGAGGAUAUUUAUGAAAAAUAUAAGAAUGCAGGAAUGUUUUUGGAGACGCAGAGAACUGAAGGAAUUUCAACAAGUGAUUCAAUCACUAGAAUUAUCAGAGAUUACGAUACGUAUGCGAGAAGAAAUUUGAAGAGAGGAUACUCGCCUAAAGAAUUGAAUGUCGGAUUCUUGACGACGAGCAAGUACCGUAUCCAGGACAAAGUAGACGAGGUAUGCGAGAUGGGACGAGAAUUCUUGCAAGUCUGGAAAACGAAUGCCGAGCACUACAUCGAUUCGUUCUUACAAACAUUCGCUCGCGACGCGUCGAUUUCGGAUGAAGUGAAGAAAUCAGCGUCUGGUGUGAAGAUGGAAUACGGUCAUGGAGGCGUCAAGGAGAAGAAUAAAUAG
This is a messenger RNA of Caenorhabditis remanei, 825 nucleotides long. RefSeq lists its product as uncharacterized. The coding region runs from base 1 to 825 and encodes 274 amino acids. The transcript has 5 exons. The record is from RefSeq and is a predicted model, not a curated record. Gene Ontology annotation, biological process: CDP-choline pathway. Gene Ontology annotation, molecular function: phosphatidylcholine binding; choline-phosphate cytidylyltransferase activity. NCBI's taxonomy places the organism in Eukaryota, Metazoa, Nematoda, Chromadorea, Rhabditida, Rhabditidae.